ACUCCAAAUCUCAUUUUAUUUUUAAACGAAACAUUUGAAUUUUACUAUAUAUAUAGUAAAAUAUAAUGAUGCAGAAAUGCAUAUAUAGUAAAGUAUAGAUGCAGAAAUAAAAGCACUCAAUUAUUAUUUUUAAUAUUCAAACGCUUGCAAAAAAUUAUCAUAAUAUUUAAUAUUUAAUCGCUUGUCGACUAAACUUUGUGAAAGAAAGUCAUGCAAUAAAUUUUAAAGGUUUAUUGUAAGAGAAAGACUUCAAUUUUCAAAACCAUAUAUUUAUACAUACAAUUAUAUAUACUUUCUACAGCAUAUAUUUAUAUAUACAAUAUAUUACAUGUAUACUUACGUAUGUACUAUAUUACUAUAGUUAUACUAUAGUUAUACUAAACGAUAAUUGCUCGAAUAAUUUAAAUUUUAGAUACAUACAGUUUCUAUAAUAAUGCUCAUUGUUACAAUGAAGAUUGUAUGUGUUAACAAUUGCAAGAAACAUUGCUUUCGUAAUAGAAAUAAGAGAGAGUAAAAAAAAUGAUAUUCGAAUAGUUUAAGCAAUGCACAUUUAUAUAGUCAGUUAUAGAGGUUUACACACACAUGUCUGUUAAAAUUCAAAUAUUUAAAACAAAAAAGGAAAUGUAUUUUAUGGAUUUUAAUCCUGUUGUAUUCUUUUGGCCAUUUUUGACUCGCUUGUAUCUUUCUAUCUGAAAUAUUAACGUAUGAAAAAAUUCUUGUUAGUAAUUUCUUAGUUCUUUAAGAAUUGAGUAAGAUUGAAGUUUGAGGAUCAAAGUAGGAUUUCUUAGUUAAAAUUAGACCAAAAUAAUGAUAACGUUUCUUUCAUUUAUUUAAAAAGCAAUAUCUGUAAGUGAGAAAUAUGAUCCUAGAAAAAUCAAUGUACAUUAUAAUUAUCAUGUAUAAAGUAAAAAGAAUAAAAUUUUAUAAUUAUAAUUAUAAUAAUAAUAAGAAUAUGUUUAUUGGCAUUAAUGUAUCAAUGAUGAUUGUGUUCGUGUCUUUUUAUUUUCAUUUAUUAUAUUUUCUAACAACAUAAAAAAACAUGGUGACAUGACAUUUCUAUGUAACUUUAAUUAAUAACUAAUAAUUAGUGCCUAUAAAAUAUAUUAAUUCCUAUAAAAUAUGGUAAAAUAAAAUAUAAUAUAAUAAAAUAAAAUAUAUUAAAUAUAAUAAAUAAUUUUUUUUUAAAUAUUUAAGAUUUUACAGAUGUAUAUGUAUAAAUUAUCAUAAUUAACUUACAUAUCUACGAUUUGCAAAAAUGGUGAACUUAGAAACCAAAAUUAUUCUUUAAAUGAAAUCGUUAUAUGGAAUUUUAUUAUAUACCAUAAUUAUUUGUUAUUUGAUUAUUAUAAUUUAUUAGUAGUUAAUAAUAAAGUAGUCAAUAAUAAAUUUAUUAGUAAUUAAUAAUCAUAUAAAGUUAAUAAAUAUAUUCUUAGGACACAAGAUUCAACCGUGAAAUUGACGCAUUAACGGGAUAUAGGACCAGAGCUCUUCUGUGUAUGCCAAUAAAGGAUUGCAACGGAGAUGUUAUUGGAGUUGCACAGGUUAUCAAUAAACUCGGUGGCGAAAGUCAAUUUACUACGCAAGACGAAAAAGUUUUUGCUGGAUAUUUGCAAUUCUGUGGAAUUGGAUUAAGGAAUGCGCAGCUAUAUGAAAAAAGUCAAUUAGAGGUGAAAAGAAAUCAGGUACUUUUGGACUUGGCUAGGAUGAUUUUCGAAGAACAGAGCACGAUAGAGCACAUGGUCUUGAGGAUUUUAACACAUACGCAAUCCUUAAUACAGUGUCAACGAGUACAGACCGUGAAUAUACCGAACGCCUACGACGAUCCAAGAUUUGAUCCAUCGGUAGACGAUGGCACUGGAUUUAGGCAUCGCACUAUUCUCUGCAUGCCUAUCAAGAACUCGUCCGGUCAGAUUAUCGGCGUUAUUCAACUCAUCAACAAAUUCGACGAUCUUGUCUUUACAAAGAAUGACGAGAACUUCGUUGAGGCAUUUGCUAUUUUCUGCGGCAUGGGAAUUCACAAUACACACAUGUAUGAAAAAGCUGUGAUAGCAAUGGCCAAACAAAGUGUCACAUUAGAAGUGCUUAGUUACCAUGCUUCCGCAUCAUUGGAGGAUGCACAAAGAUUAAGGGGUUUAAGAGUGCCUUCUGCAGCGUAUUUUCAAUUGCACGAUUUCAAAUUUGAUGACAUUCAUAUGGAAGACGACCAAACUCUGACAGCGUGUCUUCGAAUGUUUUUGGAUCUUGAUUUCGUGGAACGUUUUCAUAUUGACUACGAUGUCCUUUGUCGUUGGCUUCUUAGUGUAAAAAAGAAUUAUCGAAAUGUCACAUAUCAUAAUUGGCGUCACGCGUUCAAUGUUGCGCAAAUGAUGUUUGCCAUUCUAACUGCCACGCAAUGGUGGAAAAUUUUUGGAGAAAUUGAGUGUCUUGCAUUAAUUAUUGCCUGUUUGUGUCACGAUUUGGAUCAUCGGGGUACGAAUAAUUCUUUUCAAAUCAAAGCGUCUUCGCCAUUGGCACAACUUUACUCAACAUCAACGAUGGAACAUCAUCAUUUUGAUCAGUGUCUUAUGAUACUGAGUAGUCAAGGAAAUCAAAUUUUAUCAAAUUUAUCUCCCGAAGAAUAUUCUCGUGUGGUAAAAGUUCUGGAAGAAGCAAUCCUCUCUACCGAUCUAGCAGUUUACUUCCGGAGAAGAGGAGCUUUUCUUGGCUUAGCUCAAAAUGGUGGUUACAAUUGGGCUUACAGUGAUCACCGGGAACUUCUAAGAGGAAUGUUGAUGACCGUGUGUGAUUUAGCUGCUAUAACUAAACCCUGGGAAGUUGAGAAGAGAGUGGCAGAAUUGGUUAGCAGUGAAUUUUUCGAACAAGGAGAUAUCGAAAGGCGGACUCUUAAUAUCACUCCUAUUUGGUUGAAGAUUGCGGAGUCCAGAUGUAAAACAGACAACUGCACGAAUCAUGAUAGGACGGUGUCAAUGCCGAAUACCGAAGAAACCAGAGAACAAACGGACCAA
This is a messenger RNA of Heterotrigona itama, 3005 nucleotides long. Lineage: Eukaryota; Metazoa; Arthropoda; Insecta; Hymenoptera; Apidae. The record is from the annotation of a GenBank genome assembly.